Messenger RNA from Amphibalanus amphitrite, 2810 nucleotides. RefSeq names its product arfaptin-2-like. The transcript has 7 exons. Gene Ontology annotation, cellular component: trans-Golgi network membrane. The record is from RefSeq and is a predicted model, not a curated record. NCBI's taxonomy places the organism in Eukaryota, Metazoa, Arthropoda, Thecostraca, Balanomorpha, Balanidae. Gene Ontology annotation, biological process: regulation of Arp2/3 complex-mediated actin nucleation; intracellular protein transport. Gene Ontology annotation, molecular function: phospholipid binding; protein domain specific binding. The coding region runs from base 331 to 1329 and encodes 332 amino acids.
AUUAUAAAACCGAAAAAAUAAAGCUGAAAAAGUUAAGUCGGCUAGAUAUGAUUUAAUCUGGCAAAAUCACAUAAUAAUAAAUAAAUUUAAGAUUAUAUCCGAUCUAUUUUUGAAAAUUCAGUGUCUGUAUUUGAAACAAAAUACCAGAAUCCAUAUGACUGUGCAUAUGACCACUAGGCUUCUCGUAGCUAUUAUCGACUUCUUGCAAAUGAUAGGCAAGGACACUUUUGCGGCAAUUGUGAAUAAUUGCAAUUUGUGAUUGGAGGGCCUUGGAUUGGAGCAAGGAUUGGAGGGAUUGGAGCAUUGGAGUCGCUACACCAGUGAGUCGCCAUGUCCAGCGUCGGAGGCCUGCCGCCCAUGUCCGCGCCGUCCGCGGUGGCCGACGGCACGGAGGAAGUGGAGCUGGGAGACGCCUCCCCAGUGGUGGACGGAGGUGGCGGCGCCGGUCAACCGGGCUCCGACGGAUGGUCCCGGCCGACUCCGCCCUCGUCGCUGCCCGGAAUCACACCGGUCUCGUCGAACAUUCCGCUGAAUUCUCCAAGCCAUCAGCAGGUGAACCCGACGGUACAGGCCAAAAUCGAGUCCAUCAAGGCAUGGGGCAUCUCAACGUACAAGUAUUCUCGCCAGCUGAUAUCGGAGAAGCUGGGAAAAUCCUCCCGCACUGUAGAUGUUGAGCUCGACGCCCAGAUAGAGCGCUUAAGGGAGACACAGAAGGAAUACCUGAACGUGCUGAAACUGGCUCGGGCUCUCUCCUCUCACUUCUGUAACAUGCUAAACACACAGCUGCAGCUGAGCGAGCAGUUCACAGAGCUCGGACAGCACAGUCCCGAGCUGCAGGAUGAGUUUGUUUACAACGCCACCACCCAGCGGGCGCUGCAUAAGAAUGGACGCACCCUGCUGAACGCCCUUAACUUCUUCGUCUCGUCCAUCAACACACUGUGCAACAAGACCAUGGACGAUACGCUCAUCACCAUCAAACAGUACGAGAUGGCCAGGAUCGAGUAUGACGCGUACCGCGCCGACCUGGAGUGGCUGCAGCAGGGCGGCGACGCGGCUGCCGGCGCUGCCGCUAAGGUCGAGGAGGCACGACGCCUGCACGACGCCAAGAAGGCACACUACGAGAAACUGCGCGCCGAUGUGGUCAUCAAGCUGCGCUUCCUCAACGAAAAUAGGGUGAAAGUGAUGCACAAGCAGCUGGUGCUCUACCACAACGCCGUGUCUAACUACUUCACGGGCAACCAGCGCGCUCUGGAGGGCACCCUGAAGCAGUUCCACGUGAAGACGCCGUCCGCCGCCGAUCCGUCCUUCCUAGAGAAGGACUCGGCAUAAGGGCGCGGAUCUGCCUAGCCUGUCGAAUCUGAAGACAGAGUGUGAUCGGUGUCAUAGUUACGGAGUCGAUCACAGCGCCGAUCGUAAUAGACAGACCGCUGUCCCUAGCGACGGCUAGCCCGAAAGACGUGCACGAAAUAGUGCCAAGCCAGCCGAGCGCGAAACGGUCCGUGUCCGAGACUGCAGCUUCGCGGGGCUGCGCCAUCUCACGGCAUUGAGACGCUGGAGGAUUCGGGGCUGAACUCUGAAGGAAGAUGUCGGGAAUGUCUGCGCCCGGAGACGUGGGGAGGAGAUGUGCCCGGACGUGGCGAGUACGUGCCCAGGACGUGGCGACGUAGCUGCCAGGGCGUGGUAGGCCCAUUGUUUGUUUCAGCCCUGGUGGCUGUCUCAAGAAGUGAGGCUUUUGGCGGCUGCCGCGGGCGGCGCUGGACCAUGUCCCAAUGAGCUUUUCAAGACUAGUUUGAAUCAUGGAGUGCUGCAUACAAUUUUGUUUUUAAUGUUUACGAUGAACAAGAAGGGAAAUUAUUUAAUUAUUUAAAUCACAGUCAGUUAUAUGAUAUAGUUUUAGUUUGGUGUUUGCCAUCGCGCUUGUAUGCUUUGAUCCGUGGGGUUCUUUGAUCUUCUUUGGGCAUUCGUGCAAAUGUCAUCCCACCAAAUGUGUGUCUAUCUCCGGCAGCUAGCGUGCUCCUUAAGCACCUCGACAAUAUGCAUGCUGGACACCUAAACUGUCUCACGCUGGCAACUUUAGCGCUUAAGCCUUGAUAAUGAUUUGAAUAUGCUGUACGCUAGCUGAAACGUGUGUGAAGAUCAUUCCAUAACAGUCGACACUAGAUUUGAGAAUCGACUUGCAACACUGUGUUGUUGAGUGGUUAUCCGGUAAUGCACCGUGACUGACAGGCGUGUUCGCCGUUUUCCGUCACCCACCGUACGCGAGCACCCGCCGACCAAUGGCCCCCACCGUAAGGCGCUCUAAUAGCCGGGGUGCCCCGGUUGCCAUGGUAAACUGCGUGCCGUGUCGAGCUAGUCAGCUGACGCAGCUACUUCAGUAUCAGAAGUGUUUGCGUCUGUGAUAGACCCAAAUAUCGGACCGUCGGGCAUUCUCUUCCCGAAAGGGUCUUUGGUGUGUCGGUCAGACUCGUUUGGGGUUGAGUUUGGGUCUUGUUUCUCGUCACGGAAGUGAUGCACUUGAGUAAUUGGCAGCGCUUUUAUGGGAAAUACGAGAAGCAGAAUUAUGUGCAUUGGGCUUCUGUGUGAUGUUAGGGAACGGACUUGAUGGCCGUUUGCGUGCUGGGAAACGUUUGCAGUGUUCUGAUCAAAGGAAAUCCGUGCUAGUCAACCCAUCGAAUGGUUUCGCUCGAUUUGCUUUAAUUUCGCCGUGUGAUUCCGGGAUCAGAUGUUUGAGUUGCCACUGUAUUCGCCAGUAUGUGUUCUGGGAAGGCGUUCAUAUAUUCGCCGAUUGAUAAAUACAGUGGGACUACUAA